This is a messenger RNA of Brassica napus (rape), 2194 nucleotides long. RefSeq names its product transcription factor MYB26-like. NCBI's taxonomy places the organism in Eukaryota, Viridiplantae, Streptophyta, Magnoliopsida, Brassicales, Brassicaceae. Bases 88 to 1146 code for a protein of 352 amino acids. The transcript has 3 exons. The record is from RefSeq and is a predicted model, not a curated record.
UGUACGACCCUUCAACAUUUUGCAAACAUUCUUAGAGAGAGAGAUACAGAGAUAAAAAGAGAGAGACAACUAGUGAGAGAAAGAGAGAUGGGCCAUCACUCAUGCUGCAACAAGCAAAAGGUGAAGAGAGGGCUUUGGUCACCGGAAGAAGACGAAAAGCUCAUCAACUACAUCAAUACAUAUGGCCAUGGAUGCUGGAGCUCUGUUCCCAAACAUGCAGGUUUGCAGAGAUGUGGAAAGAGUUGUCGAUUAAGAUGGAUAAAUUAUCUAAGACCUGAUCUUAAACGUGGAAGCUUCUCUCCUCAAGAAGCUGCUCUUAUCAUUGAACUUCAUAGCAUUCUUGGCAACAGAUGGGCUCAAAUUGCUAAACAUUUACCUGGAAGGACAGAUAAUGAGGUCAAGAAUUUCUGGAACUCAAGCAUAAAAAAGAAGCUCAUGUCUCACCAUUAUCACCAUCAUCAUGGUCAUCAUCAUCAUCAUACCUCUUCAAUGGCGAGUUUGCUCACUAACUUUCCUUAUCACAACGUAUUGAACGGUACUGUUUGCGACGAUGAAGGUUCAAGAUUCAUGUCCAGUAUCAUCGCAAACACAAACCCUAAUUUCAUCACUCCAAACCACCUCCCUCUUCCUUCUCAUGUUAUGACCCCAUUGAUGUUCCCAACCUCUAGAGAAGGAGACGUCAAGUAUCUAACCACUACCAACACAAACCAGUCUCAUCAAGAUAAUAACCUUUCCACCAAUCUCGACAUUUUUUCAGCCACACCAUUCAUAAACAAUCAUCAUCACCAUCAUGAUAAUGAUCCCCAAUGGCCAUCACUACCAGAUCUCCCAGCAAGUACCAUUUCCACUUUUCACGACAGCCUUCAAGAUUAUGACGAUGGUGAUAAACUCAACGUGUUUGUAACACCACACAACGAUAAUGGGGAUCCUCGGAACUUUCCUUUGGUGUCCACAAAGUUAUUAUGUGGACAAGUUCUUGAAGGCAAAGCAAUUUCACAAGAUCACUGCCUUCUUCUCCCAACAACGUACGACUUGCAAAUGCAUGGUGAUUAUCGACGAGUGGACUCGUACAUUAAUCACAUGAUCAUACCAUCAUCAUCAUCUUCAUCAUCGCCAAUCUCUUGUGGACAGUACGUCAUCACUUAAGCAAACCCUAGUCCUACUCUAUCAACAUGGGAUUCCCAGACAUGAGUACGUAAUAAAUAUGUACCUAUAUAUGAUCUAUAUACGUUUUUAUAUCUAUAUAUUAGGAGGAAAGAGAGAACAUAAAUAAUCACUCACAUGUGUUGAUAACUCUUCUCCAUAUCAAAAAAUAUUCUACACUAUAGUAUAUAAGAAUUUGUGAUAUGUUACAUUUAGUACUUUUCAGAAAUAUUGCAUCGUCUUUGUUUUUGGGGAAACAUAAAUGUUGCUAGUUCUUCUUCAGGUUUAUAGUCGUGAGUUUGUGGAAAAAAAGUUACUAUUACAUAUAAAGUUCGUCCUUAUACACUAUUAAUGAACACAUAUAAACACAUGUAUGUACAAUCUCUCUCUCGUCACAUACGUACACAUGUGUUUGUAUAUGGUCAGUUUGUUUUAGCCUCUGUGUUGGAAAUUGCUGUCUUCAUCUUUGUUCUUGUCGCUUAUUGCAUUUCUCUAUCUAUGAUAUUAUGUGGGGUCAACCUUUCACUGUCGUAAUUCAAUGCAAGUUUCAUGUACAAAUAUCAUUGGUCAACUUCGAGAUUCUCUUUUGAUCAAUUUUAAAUGAUUGUGGUGAAAAACAUAAUUAUUACCCUUUAACUUUAAUAUUUUUGUCUGUUACCUGAAGAUUUAAAGCAAUGAGAAUGUCAGCAUCAUGUAGAGAAAGAGAUUCCUUGACAAACUAUCCAUUAGAAAAGGAGCUACAUUGUAAUGUUGACAAACGAAAAAGCAUAGACUUUUGAAAGUAUUACUUCACUUCCACUCCGAGAUUCAACAACACAUCAAAACAUGAAUAUUAAUACAUAGUAAUUUACUAAUUUAUAAGAUCGAAGUUUCUAGGCAGUGACUCUGUGACGACCUUGAGCUAUUCUCUGAGCUAUAUGACUCUUCGCCCACCUUUGGUUGCUUUGCUGGUCAAAAUCAGACAUUCACUAGUCGAGUAAGUAAACAGUUUGAUCACUCAAAACACAAUGUACAAAUGUAAAAUUUUCUAUUUGUGCUAAACAACGAACUC